Molecule: messenger RNA, 507 nt
Organism: Macadamia integrifolia
Lineage: Eukaryota; Viridiplantae; Streptophyta; Magnoliopsida; Proteales; Proteaceae
Product: cytochrome P450 CYP82H23-like
Exons: 1
Coding region: 1-507 (168 amino acids)
Biological process (GO): defense response to other organism
Molecular function (GO): heme binding; iron ion binding; oxidoreductase activity, acting on paired donors, with incorporation or reduction of molecular oxygen
Source: RefSeq, a predicted model, not a curated record
AUGGCCGAUAAGUAUGGGCCAGCAUUCAUGCUUCAGCUUGGUGUGCAUCGAACACUGGUUGUGAGUAGUUGGGAGUUGAUUAAGGAUUGCUUCACCACCAAUGAUUUAGUUUUUGCUACACGGCCACGCAGCACUAUAGGGAAGCAUUUGGGCUACAACUACGCCUUUUUCCGCUUCACUCCUCAUGGCCCAUAUUGGCGUGAGCUAAGAAAAAUAGCUACACUUGAGCUACUCUCCAAAACAAGGCUUGAGAUGCUCAAACAUGUAAGAAUCAAUGAAGUGAACACAUGCAUCAAACAAUUGUACUCUCUUUGGGCCAAGGGUGACAAUGGUCCAAUCAAGAUGGAGAUGAACCAAUGGUUCAACCAUCUGGUUUUCAAUGUCAUCACCAAUAUGAUUGCCAGAAAACGAUAUUUCGGGAUCGGUAAUGAUGGUGAAGAUGAGAUCAAGGCUCGAAGGUUUCGAAAGGUGAUUGAACGUUUCGCGUACCAAGCAGGGGGUUGUUGA